This is a messenger RNA of Helianthus annuus (common sunflower), 495 nucleotides long. RefSeq lists its product as uncharacterized. The transcript has a single exon. NCBI's taxonomy places the organism in Eukaryota, Viridiplantae, Streptophyta, Magnoliopsida, Asterales, Asteraceae. Bases 1 to 495 code for a protein of 164 amino acids. The record is from RefSeq and is a predicted model, not a curated record.
AUGCCAAAGUACUCCAAGUUCAUGAGAGACUUCCUCACUGACAAAAGAAAGAUUGAAUCCAUUCAACAAGUCACCCUAAGUGAAGAAUGCUCGACGACACUCCUCAACAAGCUACCCCAAAAGAAGAUUGAUCCAGGAAGCUUCACCAUUCCUUUCUCCAUUGGUGGAUCACCAAUACGCAAUGCGCCAACCGACUUGGGGGUUAGCAUUAAUCUAAUGCUGGCCUUUAUGUUCAACCGACUAGAGUUAGGUAAGCUACAUCCUACAAGGAUGAGCAUACAACUUGCGGAUAGGUCGGUAAAAUACCCUCAAGGUGUUAUAAAGAACCUAUUCGUAAAGGUGGGAGAAUUUGUUCUUUCGGCUGACUUUGUUAUCUUAGACAUGGAAGAAGACACCGAAAUUCCACUCAUACUAGGACGACCACUCCUGGCCACCGCAUUUGCUAUGGUGGGUAUGAGUGACGGAAAACUAACAUUGAGGGUUGAUGAAAAAUAG